UUACAUAGUCUCGAGCUAAAAAUUACUCUCCGAUGACGCUUCUCUGUUAUAAAUUCAUCAAGCAAUUCAAUGACAUUUUUCUCUUUCAGAUCGAUAGAACCUAUCCAAUACGUGGACUUCAGUUAAAGUCCUGCUCUACAGAGUGAAUCUAUCCAUCUUUGAUUCAGAAUGGCAGGUCAAGGAAAGAAGAAAAUGACUGGAGCCGAAGACGCAGGAAACAGAGGAGGACCAGGGCGUCCGCCACUGUCUGAAGAAGAAAAGAUGAAAAAGAAGGAAGAGAAAAAUAAAAAGAGCAGAGAAAGUCGGAAAUUAAGAAGUGUGAAUUCAGUACACUUCUGCAAGAGGAAAAAGUAUUCAAGGCCUUCUGUGAGGAGCACCGAAUAAUGGAAGUUUGCCAAAACUAUUGUGAAAAGUGCAAGAAAAGAACUGAAGAAAGUUCAAAGGGUACAGAAGAGCAAACAAGAGAGUUCAAUGAAGAAGUCAACAAGCUUGGUGAAGUUAUUUUGGUUUGAUUAUCUGUGCCUUACUUCCUUCCAACCAUAGCCAUGCAUGCAUCUUUUCUUUUUAGGUUUUGACAUACAUUUAUUAGUGCAUCACAGCCCUACCACAAAUGUGCACUGGUUUCAUGUUCUAUUGCCCUUUAAUUAUCUGAAUCUUUUCAACUCUCUCUCUCUCUCUCUCUCUCUUAAUUCCAGGAUUGUGGAACAAACCUAUUUUCGGAGGAGGGACUUCAACUGCUUAUUCAAUAUUCCAAGGACCAGGCAGCAGCUGUUGAGGAGGUACAGAUACUUUGUUGCAUUACCUUUUAAAAUUUCCUAACUCUGAAAAAGUUAAGAAUCCAGAAUCCCAAUUCUGGGCGAUUUCAAUAAAUACUUAAUGUAAAGAGUGACUAUCAUAGUUUUGAGUUUUUGGAUUCUAAUUUUUUGAGGGUUAGGAUGUAUUCACUUAUCCUUUACAGCUUGUUUGGUUUGAGGGGAGGGGAGGGGAGGGGAGGGAAAGGGAGUUCCCUCUGUUUCUCUCAAACCAAACAGGGUAGUAUUAUGGACUUACUGUUUUAACAUGUUUCUUAACUUGCAGAACCAUGAAAUGUUGGAAGGAAACUUAAAGGGUAUAGAUAAUUUGCUGCAUUAUCUGGGCCCUCAAAUGUUGACUCAAAUUCUGGCGCCUCGCACUACUUUGAUAACUGGUGGUGUUGCCAAUUCUAGUAGCGCUGGAGGUCAUGGUGGUGAAAUAGGGCCAAAGUUAGGCACCCCAUUUGAGCGAGCAUGGGAAUUAAAGAGGAAGAGAGACGAAGAACUGGAUGAAGCUCGUAGGGGCAAAAGGCCUGGAACUGCUGACAAUUACACUCCGCCUUGUCCUCCAAUUUAUGGUUCUCAACCUGGUGGGUUUAUGGCUGACGCUCACUGACAGACUUCCCCUCAGUCAGCUGCUGCAUAUCUUUU
Molecule: messenger RNA, 1442 nt
Organism: Rubroshorea leprosula
Lineage: Eukaryota; Viridiplantae; Streptophyta; Magnoliopsida; Malvales; Dipterocarpaceae
Source: the annotation of a GenBank genome assembly